GGACGUACUGCUGAGCCUGAGCGGCUCCUCCUUUCACCGGCCCUCCCUCUCCUCCUCCCGGUGUGGAUCUGAAUGAGAGCAGGGGGAUCGGCCGCAUAUCUAAAGCGCAGCGGGCCGAGGGGAGUGUGAGAAUUGCUGGAUAAAGUAAAAGAAAGGAAUACUGUACGUUAAGAAAGCACAAUGGAGUUCUAUGAGUCAACCUAUUUUAUUGUCCUGGUUCCAGCUGUGGUCAUCACUGUUAUCUUCCUUUUUUUCUGGUUGUUUAUGAAAGAGACCUCUUACGAUGAGGUGCUUGCAAAGCAGAAAAAAGACCUGAAACCACCUCCUGCUAAAAUAGACAAAAAGAAAAUUGACAAAAAAAAGAACAAAAAGAAAGAAUCUCACAAUGGCAACACUCAUGAAUCUGACUCUGAAACGACGAUUAGGGAGUUUGAUUUGGGAGAUGCGCUGUCUGUUGAGGAGGAGCACGUAGUUCCAUCUGUAACUGGUACAGAUACUAUGGCUAAUAUCCGAGAGCGUAAGAAAAAGGAAAAGAAACCGCCAAAGGUGGCGACUGAAGAGCAAAUUAGUAAAGAAGUCAACGGGACAAAGUUUUCUGGGAAGAAGGUGGAAUCUGUUCCAGUUACAAAGCAACCAUCUCCACCGCUAGAUACCCCAGGAACCAAAAAGAAGACAGGCCAGAAGAAAGCGAAGAAUGGACAAGACGACUCCCCCAUCAGUCCCGACCUGAAACAUGAACAAGUUGUGCCUUCUCCCAAGAAGCAGGAACCCAUCCCAGUGGCUGUGGAGCACAAGCAACAAGAGACUGGAACAGGAAAGAAAAAAUCUGCAGCAAAGAAACAAAAGAUAGAAAACGUUUCUGCAGUGGUAGACGAGCCAUUAAUUCAUCCUACAACUUACAUCCCAUUAAUGGACAAGUCGGAAAUUAAUCUUGAAAAGAAGGAAAUCGUUAACCUGGAGAAAUCUGAAGUUACUGAGGGACUCCAGAAAACGGGCAACAAGAAAGCGAAGAAUGUGACAGACAGAGAAAAUGCAGAAGUGAAAUUUAAGGAUGUCCUGGGGUCAAUGAAGAAUUUGAACUUCACAGAAGAGGAAGCCAUGUCUGUACUGGGUCUGCUGAAGGAGAAGUCCGGUGCUGUACACAAUAUAAUCCAGAAGGCGAACAAGAAUGAUUCUGCAGCAGCUCUGCACCAACUGCAGGAAAAAGAAAAGCUGCUUGUUGCAGCCAGAGAUAGCACAGCGACUGUGAAGGAGCAAUGCAAGCAGCUUAGCCAGGAACUUCUAGCAGAAAAGCAGAAAUCAAACCUAAUAGAAGCUAAAGCAAGAGAACGGAUCAACACGUUGGAGAAAGAAAACACAACUUACCAGGGCAAGAUGCACAACAGCUUCCAAGAGAACCAGCAGAUGCAGCUGAAAUUCCAGCAGGUGCGUGAGAAACUAGAAACUCAACUCAACCACCUGAAGCAGGAGAACGGAAUCUUGAGGGAUGCAGUGAGCUCUGCAACCAAUCAAAUGGAAAACAAGCAAUCCAGUGAACUGAACAAACUUCGUCAAGAUUACGCCAGGCUAAUGAACGAGUUGACGGAGAACAAUAACAAGGUGGCCCAAGAAGAACUUCAGAAGAAGAACUCGGAGCAAGCACUGGUCCAGUUGAAGGCACAGAUGCAGGAUGCAAAAAGGAGGAGUGAAGAAAUUGAAGCUUAUCUGAGAAAACGAACAACGGAUUAUGAAACUGCUCAGCAAGAUUUGCAAGCAAAGCUUAUGAGCAAAGAGAGUGAGGUUCAGAGUCUGCACAGCAAGCUGACGGAUACCAUAGUGAACAACCAGCAGUUGGAGCAGAGGAUUAUGCAGCUAAUGGAUGCAGGACAUGAUGAAGGUCUUCAGAUGCAGGUGCAGGAGCUUCUGAAACAGAACGAAGCCCUCAAUGUACAAAUACAGAAAUAUCACUCGCAAAUAACAGCACAGUCCCAGGCAUCAGUCCUUGUGGAAGAGAUGCAGAAAACAAUUGCUGAAAAGGAAAAGCAGAUUAAACAGACUGAAGAAUCUUUGGCUCAGGAACACGCCAGUAAUGCAAACAAUGCAGAGGAGUUCAAGUUUCUACAAAGAGACAACCUCUCACUUAAGACAGAACUUAAUAAGUUGCAGGGUGUGAAGAAUGAACAGGCUUCUGCUUCACACGCCCUGGAAGAGCUACAAAAAAGCAUUAUUGAAAAAGAUGAAACAAUCAGAACAUUAAACGAGCGACUUCAGCAGGUUUCCAACCAAGUAGACGAUUAUAAGGUGCUCCAUAAUAACCACAAGGAACUACAGUUUGAGGUUGAGAAAUUACAGUCGCUACUGAUGGAACAGGCAAACAAGGAUUUAUUAGGACAGAUGCAGAAAAGCAAUCAAGAAAAAGAUGAAAAAAUUAAAACUGUAGAAGAGCUUUUAGAGGCCGGACUCAUAGAGGUGGCAAACAAGCAAGAAGAGCUAAAGCAUCUGAAAGAAGAAAAUGCAUCUUUAAGAAUAGAGUUUCAGAGUCUGCAAGUUCAGCAAACAGAACAGAUCUCCCUGUCUUCGGUUGUGGAAGACUUAAAGAACAAGGUCCAUGAGAAGGAAGGGAAGAUCAAGUCUGUAGAACAGCAUCUGCAGGCGGAAAUCCUCCGAGCUGACAACCAGGAGAAGAAGGUUCAGGCAUUGAAUCUGGAAAUCGAAUCUCUGAAGAAAGCGUUAGCAAAUAGCCAGCUUGAAAAGGCAGAACAGGUCUCUGUUUUAUCUCGUGUCCAGGAGCUGCAGAAUGAACUGAAAGGGAAGGAAGAAACUCUCAAAACCAUAGAAGCCACAUUUAAUGAAAGUGAGAGAACAAUUGCUGACAAGCAGAGACGAAUCCAGGAGCUGGAACAGGAAGUGAGUGCGCUGAAAGUGCAUACGGAUCAGGUGCAGCAGAACUCCUCGUCGUUGCAAUUGGAGGAGCUUCAAAACUUGCUCAAGAAGCAGGAGGAGGAGCUAAAGAAUGCGCUUGCGAAGCUAAGCGAGAGGGAGGAAGAAGUCGCUCACAAAACUCGGGAAUUACAGGAUUUAAAGAAUGAAAGAGAGAUUUUGAAAGUUCAGGCGUGGGAACUACAGCAAAAACACGAUCAGCAAAUGCAGCAGAUCUCAGCAGCAGCCCAAAGUGAGGAACUAUUAAAGGCACUUGCAGAGAAGGACACAAAUAUUACAAAUCUGCAUAAUGAGCUGGAAUCUCUGAAGUCUGCAGUGGAGCAACAAAGGACGAAGAACAACGACCUUCGGGAGAAAAACUGGAAAGCUAUGGAAGCAUUGACAUCAACUGAAAAAAUGCUACAAGAGCGAAUCCACAAGACAGCUAAGGAGAAAGAGCAACUUAUACAUGCAGUAGAGGCUGAGACGCGGACGGUCCUUCAGAAGCUCUUCCCAAGUGUAUCUGUUUCUGCAAGUUUGCGGCAUUGUGAAUGGGUUCAGCAGUUUGAGAAGUUGGCACAAGAGUGUUUAAGUGACUCAGCAGGAUUAGAGAAUGUGAAGGCAAUGGAGCAGAAUUUGAAAGAGGGCACAGAAAUCAAUGUGCUGCUGCAGCAAGAAUGUGAGAAAUACAAGUCGGUUCUCGCAGAAACGGAGGGAAUCCUACAGCGGCUGCAGCGCAGUGUGGAAGAGGAAGAGGGACGAUGGAAGGUUAAAGUGGAGGAAUCGCAGAAAGAGCUAAACGAGGCGCUUUCUAAAGUGUUUACGUUGGAGCAGGAACUGGAGAGAUUUAGGACGGGGAAACACAACUCCAUAACUAUGCAAAAAGUGAAGGAUCAUUUGGAAACGGAGCUUGAGAAGGCAGAAAAUGAAAGAGCCUCUUAUGUUUCAGAAGUCAGAGAGCUGAAAGAUCUGUUGACUGAAUUGCAGAGAAAGCUGGAUGAUUCCUAUUCAGAAGCAAUAAGGCAGAAUGAAGAGCUGACCUUGCUAAAGAGGCAACUGAACGAAACACUAACAAAUUGGAAGGAGAGCAGAUGUGAGCGACAGAAAGUAGCCAAUGACUUGCACGAGGCCCAAAAAUCUCUGGAUAUCAUUCAGUUAGAAAUCCUUAAAGCUGCGGGGGGAUGCUACUGUCAUAGAAAAUAGUGGUAUCUCUUCUGAAACGGAUGGAGAGGAAAGAAAAGAAAAGAUGUUUCCAAGUUUAAAGGCCAGACAGUGUCACAACUGCAACAGCGUCUUCAGGCAGUAAAUCAGCAACUCACAAA
This is a messenger RNA of Bombina bombina (fire-bellied toad), 4220 nucleotides long. It is a transcript of the gene KTN1, whose product is annotated as kinectin 1. Gene Ontology annotation, molecular function: kinesin binding. The record is from RefSeq and is a predicted model, not a curated record. Gene Ontology annotation, cellular component: endoplasmic reticulum membrane. Gene Ontology annotation, biological process: protein transport; microtubule-based movement. NCBI's taxonomy places the organism in Eukaryota, Metazoa, Chordata, Amphibia, Anura, Bombinatoridae.